GCCGAGUUUGUUCAGGCAAUGCCAUUGUUUGUUGGUAAUGCUCUCAACAUCACUGCGGAUGAUGUUAUUGUGAUUACAUUGACAAGCGCAGCCAAGAAAACGACAAACAAGAAGAGAGAUAACGAAGAAUACAAUACAAACAGCAAUGGCGUCGUUGUCACUCUUUCUGUGCCCAAAGAUAGUGUGAUCCCCCUUCAGAAUCUCGUUUCGGAUCCUACCAGUGUUCUUUAUUCAACCUCAAACGGCCAGCUGGCAUCUCUGGUAGACAAUUCUUACCCUGUCAGCGGUAGUUCCAGUUCAAGUUCUAGCUCCAGUUCUGCGUCUUCUAGCAUUGUAGACCCAAAUUCAACUGAAGAUCAAAGUUCAUCAUCCAGUAAUGGAGGUUCUAGUGGAAAUGGUGGAUUGUCAAAAGCAUCAAUUAUUGGUAUUUGUGUUUCUGUCGGCGUUGUUGUGUAUGCUGCUGCUACUGUAGUAAGUGUACGUGCUUACCGCCGCCACCGGGUGCGAAAAGAUACAGAAGCCCAGCAACAACACCAAGUAUUUGCUCAGAGUAUAUCAGCCCCAAUCAUGCAAGAAAAUUCUCUAGGGUGGCAGAGCCAACGUCCUACGUAUCAUGGUAACCAAUGGUAACAUGAUUUAAACUAGAAAUAUUUAAGAUAAUAAAGAUACCGCAUAAUAAUUUGUUUAACCAUGUCGUUAUGGAACAUGUGUUUAAUAAAGACUUUGAGAAUAAAAUAAUAUUUGCCACGUUACAGGCAUAUUAUUGAACAGCUU
Molecule: messenger RNA, 774 nt
Organism: Phycomyces blakesleeanus NRRL 1555(-)
Lineage: Eukaryota; Fungi; Mucoromycota; Mucoromycetes; Mucorales; Phycomycetaceae
Exons: 1
Coding region: 19-630 (203 amino acids)
Biological process (GO): hyperosmotic response; osmosensory signaling pathway via Sho1 osmosensor; establishment of cell polarity
Cellular component (GO): extracellular region; site of polarized growth; plasma membrane
Molecular function (GO): osmosensor activity
Source: RefSeq, a predicted model, not a curated record